AAAAUUUAUGGGUUUUUAGUCUUCUAAUGGCCCAGCUUUUACAUAUCAUACACAUAUUAUACAUCCAACACUUCAGCUUCUUCUCCUCUCUCACAAAAUGCCCAAAUGUGACAGAUUUGAGGUAAAGUGUUUGAGAUAUUUUACUUUAUUUGGUACAACUUGUGAAGUAGAACUUUGCCCUGCUAAACUAUGCAGCACAUAUGCAGCUAGCCAGCUAACAAACUGCAUAAACAAUAACAAGAAUCUUCACCCAAGGCUUGCUUGUAUUACCUUAAGAUCUUUAUAAAUGUUUUAUCACCAUAGCUGCAAUUUACAUAAAUAGAAAAAAUACAUUACCGACUAAUAAACACAUCUAAGCGUCUCGCGUGGAGAGAAUGAGAUCCGCCUCUUUUCUUAUUACUAACUUUAUUUGAAGUAGUUGUGAUUUUGCACAGAAAUGUUUUAAAUGUAAGCAAGAUAGCAGAUGCGGGGUGUUAGUAAAAUGUUUUUAUGAGAAGGGGACACAGCAUAUAUCGGUUUUAGUUUAUCAAAAUUUAAGAGUCAGACAGUAACGAUAUAUCAGAUAUCGGUAAAAAAAAGCCGAUAUCGAGCAUCCGUAGUUUAGAGUAAAAAUCAUAGUACCACUUUACAAAAAGGCUCACCUUAUAAAUGACUAGCUAGCAGUUUAUAGAUACUUUAACACUAAUCAUCAGUACGUGUUUGUUUAAGCAUUAUUUAAAGGCAAAACGGAUCAGUUUCUUGCCAAAUAGUGAGCGAAAUCUGUUCUUUUUUAUACAAACGUUCAUUAUUCUUAUAAAUGUUUCAUUUAUAGUUUACUUUUAUAGAGCAACAUAUUUGGCUCACUAUUUGGCAAGAAACUGGUCUUUCUAGUCUCUUUCUUGCCCUUAAUUAAUGCAAAUUAAACAUUUAUUAAUACCACAUCUAUAAAUGCAUUAUCGGUUAUUUAGAAGAGGAGUCUUACCUUCUCAUUUUUAAGGAACUUUGAGCUGGUUUCUUUUAAAGGUUAACUUGAACAGCACUUCAUGCAAAUGUUUCUCACAAGACCAGAUCAUGUAAACAAAACAGGGAGGAUUUAUCAUCAGACCUUUUGCAUUAAGAGCAGUUCUCAUUUCCAGCAAAUGCAAAAAUAUUCUCGGAGUUCCAGCAAGCAAUAAAAUAUUACAACAGUUUUGCAUAAAUGACGAGCUUCUGCAGCAUUUAUAUAUCUGCAGUCACAGACAGGAGGAGAACAUCCAAAGUGCUAAGAUGGAGACAGUUCUUUUGUACCUCAUCACUGCAUCAGGUAAAGUCUUUCAUUUACAGAUUUACAAUUGUUAUAUCUACUGGUCAGGAGCGCCCAGUCCUGGUCCUGAGGGCUGUUUUAGUUUGAACCCUGCUUCAACACACCUGACUUCGAUCAGCAGGUGAUUAACACGCUUCUUGAUGAGCUGCUGCACAGGUGAUUCCACCACUGAAUCAAGUGUGUUGAAAAACCACUAAAACAUGCUGGAUACCAGUCCUCCCGGACCAGGAUUGCUAUACGUCACCCAUGGGAUGCGUAACUCUCAAAUACCUUCAGCACUCCGUACUUGAAUGCCUUGCUACUGAUAUGCAGUACUCAGUAUGUGUCCAACACCUGGGCCAUACCAGACUUACAUAGUAUGUCUGUGGCCCUUACAGUAUGCUGCAUAGUUCUGGAAUCCAAGUAUUUAAUUUUUAAUGUAUGUUUUUUUUACUGGUAGAAGGUUAAAAUACUAGCUUACUGCCUAUGUCUAAUACUAGCUUACUGCCUAUGUGUAAUACUAGCUUACUGCCUGUGUGUAAUACUAGCUUACUGCCUAUGUGUAAUACUAGCUUACUGCCUAUGUGUGUAUACAUGUACCUUUGUUAUUAGUUUCAUAAAUUAUUCUCUUUAUUAUUGGUGCUGCUGUAACAAGUGGAUUUCCCCACUGUGGGACUGAUAAAGUCUAUUCUAUUCUAUACACAAAAGCUUUUCUUUCAUUUGUGUCAUUUUCAAGAGGAAACAUCUCAAAGGUGUUUGUGUUUGUCUGCAGCUUUGUGCUCGGUAUCAUCUCUUCCUGCACGUAAAUAUCAUUUUGUUUAUGAGGUGAAGACCUGGCCUGAAGCUCAGAGAUACUGCAGAGACAUGUACACAGACCUGAUGACCAUAGAGAGCAUGGAGGACGUGAGGAUCCUGAACAACAUGGCAGAUUUAGGUCAAAUGAUCUACACAGAAUACAGCUAUGUAUGUCUUGUUUUCUUUUUUUUUUAUGAUCAUACACUCCUUGUACAAGUAUUUGAAGGUGUGGCACAGUAAAGAACCAUUUUUGAUAAAUAUUUCUGGUUAUAACGGGUUACUCUGAGUUUUUCAUGCAGGCUGAACAUGAAAAUAGUCUCCUACACCUGUCUCCUGCAUUAGCUUCUGAAAUGGUGAAACUCUAGGAUUAGAAAAUCCUGACAGAUCUACGUCACACUGUCACCGAACAUUCAUGGACUCACCCAUCUUGGCUCACAACAGGGAAGGCUGUUGUUCGUUCAGCAUCCAGGAAACAGUGGUGAACAUCCCAGCUAGCAGAAGUUAACUGUUAGCAUUAGCAACUCCAUAUCUGAGUUUGCAAAACCAUCUGUAGAUUUAAACAAUGUUUGUUUACAGCUGGGAUAACAGACUAGUGGGUGGAGUUUAGAUAGUUAAGAUAAAUGUCUUAAACCAUUUUGCAGUUACAAAUAGUUAUCUUUCUGUUUCCAGCGAGCCUGGAUUGGAUUAUAUGAUGAUGUGAACAGCUGGAGGUGGUCCAUGUCAGACCCAAACUUCUACCAACCCAGUGAGAUGGAGUAUAGAAACUGGUUAUCUGGACAACCAAACAAUCUUGCUGGAAAAGAGAGCUGUGGAGCAAUGAAUAGUGUUGGAUCCUGGGAUGAUCUGCCUUGUUCUCAAAAGCUAAACCCAAUCUGCUUUGAUGUCAGCGGGCUGAAUGCAACAUUUGUCUACAGCGACACCAUCAUGAACUGGACAGAUGCUCAGAGCUACUGCAGACAGAAACACAAAGACUUGUCCAGUGUGAGGAACCUUUCAGAGAACCAGAAGGUGAUGAAGAUGAUCCCAUCAGGAAAAAACGUCUGGAUCGGCAUUUACAGAGACACCUGGAAGUGGUCGGAUGGAAGCAACUCCUCGUUUAGGUUCUGGAGUCUAAAAUCUACCGAACCCAAUAACGUAUACAAUGAGACAAAAGCAGCAGCAAACUUUGAUGCCUCUGGAGGAUGGGAGGACUGGAAUGUUGACACAAAGAAAGCCUUCAUUUGCUACAGCUGUGAGUUUCCAUUCUUUAGUUCUGACCAUCGACGUAUAUACUGGACAAUUCAUUUCCAUAGGCUCCAAUAACAAGUUUUUGGGCUAAAAUGGGAGGUUGGCCACCACCGCCAUUUUGACCGUGUCACAGGUUCCGUCCAGCCCAGACAAUUCCAUAAAAGGGAAGAGAGGAGGAGGUGAGGGUGGGGCUGUAAGGCUGGGAUCAACUGAUGACACCCGGUCGAACUAGCUACAAGCUAACAUGAAGUUAACCCUGGCUAACCCAAAGCUAACGCGGAGGUGGGAGCCGAGCUAACGAAUGUAGCCACCUAGCUACAACCGGAGCUAACUCUGUGGAACACCCAUCGACCACAUGGAGUUCAGGUGGAGGUUUGCGGCGAUUUUUCAUGAGACGUACCUUUCUGUGAAUAAAAAAUAUUAAAUCGAUAAGUUUAUAAGUUAUUUCCAUAAUGAAAAUAUAUUUUGCUUUGAGAAAGUUUUCACUAUUUAUCACGUACCGUAUUUUCAGGACUAUUAAGUCGCUCCUGAGUCGCACCAGCCAUUAAAUGUAUAAUGAAGAAGAAAAAAACAUAUAUAAGUCGUAUUUUGGGGGGAAAUUUUAUUUUUCUCACAAAAUCUGAGACCAAGCGUUUCA
Messenger RNA from Nothobranchius furzeri (turquoise killifish), 3920 nucleotides. RefSeq names its product C-type lectin lectoxin-Thr1-like. Lineage: Eukaryota; Metazoa; Chordata; Actinopteri; Cyprinodontiformes; Nothobranchiidae. The record is from RefSeq and is a predicted model, not a curated record.